ACUCUUUUAUAUUAUGAGUCAAUGAGUCAACGUUCUUUUAUAAUGUAUACAUAGUCUCUUUUGCAACUGAUCUUCUUCCACAUAGCUCUCUUUAACGCUCUCUGAUAUUAUUCAUCUCUUCAAUCAUACUUGCUAAUGGAUUCUUCUUCUUUUUUCCUUACCACUGUUCUUGCUGCAACAAUAGGCUUCUUCACGAUUUUUAAAAAACUCAGACUCCAUCAAGAAGAGGACGAAGAAACUUCAUCUCCUCCAUCUUCUUUGUCUCCUUCAUCUUCUCCAUCUUCUCUAAAUCGCAUCUGGACACACCAUGUCUUUCCAAGUUUCCGUGGGGAAGAUGUCCGUAGAGACUUUCUUAGUCACAUUCAGAUGGAGUUUCAAAGAAUGGGAAUCACACCAUUCAUUGAUAAUGAGAUCAAGAGAGGAGAAUCCAUCGGUCCUGAACUCAUUCGGGCCAUUAGAGGAUCCAAGAUCGCAAUUAUCUUACUCUCGAGAAACUACGCUUCUUCGAGUUGGUGUCUUGACGAAUUGGUGGAAAUUAUGAAGUGCAAGGAAGAAUUGGGUCAAAUAGUGAUGGUUGUAUUUUAUAAAGUGGAUCCCUCUGAUGUGAAAAAACUAACCGGAGAAUUUGGGAAAAUCUUCAGAAAAACUUGUGCCGGUAAAACAAAGCAGGACACUGGGAGAUGGAGACAAGCUUUGGCUAAAGUAGCCACAAUCGCUGGUUACCAUUCAAGCAACUGGGAUAAUGAAGCGGCUAUGAUCAAACAAAUCUCUACUGAUAUUUCCAACGAGUUGAAUAAUUCAGCAUUAUCAAGUGAUUUUGACGGGUUGGUUGGUAUGAGAGCUCAUUUGAAGAAGAUGGAACCAUUGUUAUGCCUAGAUUCAGAUGAAGUGAGGAUGAUCGGGAUUUGGGGUCCUUCUGGGAUCGGGAAAACCACCAUUGCUAGAGUUGCAUACAACAAAUUCUCCAAUAAUUUUCAGCUAAGUGUCUUUAUGGAAUCUAUAGAAGUAAAGUAUACAAGACCUUGUUCUGAUGACUAUAGUGCAAAGUUGCACUUACAACAAUUAUUUAUGUCUCAAAUAACCAACCAAAAUGAUAUGAAGAUUUCUCAUUUAGGAGUUGUUAAAGACAGACUAAAAGACAAGAAAGUUCUUGUUAUUCUUGAUGGUGUGGACCAGUCAAUACAACUAGAAGCCAUGGCGAAAGAAACUCGGUGGUUUGGUCCUGGGAGUCGGAUUAUCAUCACAACGCAAAAUCGAAAGAUUUUUAGGACACAUGGGAUCAACCAUAUUUACAAGGUGGAUUUUCCACCGGAUGACGAGGCUCUUCAAAUUUUUUGCACGUAUGCUUUUGGUCAAAAGUCCUCUAAAGAUGGUUUUAAAGAACUUGCUCGAGAAGUUACAAAACUUGCUGGUAAACUCCCUUUGGGUUUAAGGGUUAUGGGCUCUUAUUUUCGAGGAAUGUCUAAGCAGGAGUGGGCAAAGGAAUUACCAAGGUUAAGGACUAGCCUUGAUACCGAUAUUCAAAGCAUUCUGAAGUUCAGUUAUGAUGCCUUAGAUGACGAAGAAAAAUAUUUGUUUCUUCAUAUAGCUUGCUUUUUUAAUUAUCAAGUGAUUGAGAAAGUGGUUACUCAUCUUUCAUAUCUAUUAUUGGAUGCGAGACGAGGGCUUAACGUCUUAGCUGAGAAAUCUCUCAUAUCUAUAGAGUAUGGACGUGUAAGUAUGCAUAAUCUGCUAGUCCAACUAGGUAGAGAUAUAGUUCGUAAACAGUCUGUUCGUGAGCCUGGACAACGCCUAUAUUUAGUUGAUGGAAGAGAAAUUUGUGAAAUACUCACUGAUGAUGUAGGAACUAAUAGAAGAUUCAUAGGCAUAAAUUUCGAUUUCGGCGUGAAAAGUGUCAAGAAAAAAUUUAGUAUAAGUGAGAGAGCCUUUCAAGGAAUGACUAAUCUCCAGUUCUUAAAAUUGAAGGGAAUUCACAAUACAUUAGAUCUACUCCGUGGUCUAGAAUAUAUGUCUGGAAAUCUUCGAUUACUACUAUGGAUGGAGUUUCCAAUGACAUGUUUGCCUCCUAUUUUUAAGCUAGAGUUGCUAGUUGAAAUAGAGUUGAGUUAUAGCAAACUUGAGAAGUUGUGGGAAGGAAUUAAACUGCUUCCAAAUCUCAAGUGGAUGGAUUUGAGAUCGUCUAAAAACCUAAUGGAGCUUCCUGAUCUCUCAACAGCCAACAAUCUUCUGGAAUUGAAUCUCCAAAAUUGCUCCAGCCUAGUGAAUCUCCCCUCUACUAUUGGGUAUACUAAAAAUCUUCAGAAAUUGAAUCUUGGUGGAUGCUCAAGUCUGAUAAGUCUCCCCUCUUUCAUUGGAACUUCCACUAAUCUCCAAAUAUUAUAUAUCGGUGGAUGCUCAAGUCUAGUGGAGCUUCCUUCCUUUGAUAAUAAUUUCAUCAGUCUAAGUGGAUUGGAUCUUAGCAAUUUAUCAAGUCUGGUGGAGCUUCCUUCCUUUGAUGGUAAUUUCAUCAAUCUAAAAACAUUGAAUCUUAGCCGUUUAUUAAAUCUGGUGGAGCUCCCUUCCUUUGUUGGUAAUGCUACUAAUCUAGAGAAUUUGGACCUUAGCGAUUGCUCAAGUCUGGUAAAGCUUCCCUUUUCUAUUGGAAACCUUCAGAAGCUGCAGACUUUGAUCUUAGACGGGUGCUCGAAGCUAGAGUAUCUUCCGACUGACAUCAAUUUGGAAUCUCUGGAUAUACUUGAUCUCACGAAUUGCUUGUUGUUGAAAUUGUUUCCGGUGAUUUCCACGAACCUUAGCACUCUCCAUCUCACAGGAACUGCAAUUGAAGAAGUCCCUUCAUCAAUCAAAUCUUGGUCUCGUCUCACAGAUUUGCUGAUGACAUACAGUGUAAAACUCAAGGAAUGUCCUCAUGCUUUUGACGUCAUCACAGAGCUGCACGUGGAUGAUAAAGAAAUACAAGAGCUUCCUCCAUGGGUCAACGAAUUCUCUCGUCUGCAAAAACUUCGACUCUAUGGAUGCAAAAAGCUGGUGUCAAUCCCACAGAUUCCAGAUUCCCUCACUUCCAUAGUUGCAGAAGAUUGUGAGUCCUUGGAGAGACUAGAUUUCUCCUUUCAAAAUCCAAAAAUUUAUAGUCUCAAUUUUGAUAAGUGCUUCAAAUUGAAUCAAGAAGCCAGAGACCUCAUCAUCCAAAAACAGACUAUAACCUAUGCGGUCUUACCCGGCGGAGAAGUGCCUGCAUACUUCACUCACCGAACUGCUACCGGAGGUUCCUUGAAAAUUAAUUUAAACGAGAAGCCUCUUCCUAUAUUCAUGAGAUUUAAAGCUUGCAUUUUGCUGGUUAAUGAAGGUGACAAUGACGAGACAUGCUCUCACGUUUAUGUUACGUGUAAAAAUAGCAAAAUGGGACUUUCUUUAUUUGCCACCAGCUGGAUAGAACUAGAUGACAUUUUAACAGAGCAUUUGUACAUAUUCGAAGUGGAAAUGGAUGUAAUUUCCAGCGAGCUUAUCUUUGAGUUCAAGGUUCGCCAAGACGAUUGGGAGAUAGGACAGUGCAAUUGGAAGAUAGGACAAUGCGGGGUAAUCCAACUCUUGGAGGUCCCUUGAUGAAACUGAAGUCUACGGUAAAGUAUUGG
This is a messenger RNA of Capsella rubella, 3629 nucleotides long. RefSeq names its product probable disease resistance protein RPP1. The record is from RefSeq and is a predicted model, not a curated record. Bases 136 to 3600 code for a protein of 1154 amino acids. Gene Ontology annotation, biological process: signal transduction; defense response. Lineage: Eukaryota; Viridiplantae; Streptophyta; Magnoliopsida; Brassicales; Brassicaceae. The transcript is spliced from 4 exons. Gene Ontology annotation, molecular function: ADP binding.